Benincasa hispida (wax gourd) is the source of this 1196-nucleotide messenger RNA. Its product is annotated as expansin-A4-like. Gene Ontology annotation, cellular component: extracellular region. Lineage: Eukaryota; Viridiplantae; Streptophyta; Magnoliopsida; Cucurbitales; Cucurbitaceae. The record is from RefSeq and is a predicted model, not a curated record. Gene Ontology annotation, biological process: plant-type cell wall organization.
UUCUCCUGCAUAAGUACUCCACCAUCCCAAUCCUUCACCCAUCAUCCCCAUUUCUCUCCCUCUUCCCAUAAACGCGUUUCUCCUCUAAUCUUUUUCAUUAAAAAAACAAAAUGGCCACCAUAAUUUCUCUCUGCAUUGCCUCUCUUCUCUCAUUUUCCCUACUUGUCGAUGCUAGAAUCCCCGGAGUUUACUCCGGCGGCCCUUGGCAGAGCGCCCACGCCACUUUCUACGGAGGCGCCGACGCUUCCGGCACCAUGGGUGGAGCUUGUGGGUACGGGAAUCUGUACAGCCAAGGCUAUGGUGUGAACACGGCGGCGCUGAGUACCGCGCUGUUCAAUAAGGGUCAGAGCUGCGGCGCUUGCUUUGAAAUUAAGUGUGCUAAUGACCCAAGAUGGUGUCAUUCCGGUAGUCCCUCGAUCUUGAUUACUGCUACUAAUUUCUGCCCGCCUAACUACGCCCUUCCUAACGACAAUGGCGGCUGGUGUAACCCUCCACGGACUCACUUUGACCUUGCCAUGCCUAUGUUCCUUAAAAUCGCUGAGUACCGCGCCGGAAUCGUCCCCGUGUCUUACCGCCGAGUGCCAUGCCGGAAGCAAGGAGGAAUCAGGUUCACAAUAAACGGCUUCCGUUACUUCAAUUUGGUUCUAAUCACCAACGUGGCAGGUGCAGGGGAUAUCGUGAGGGUUAGCGUUAAAGGAACAAGAACCGGAUGGAUGAGCUUAACUAGAAACUGGGGGCAAAAUUGGCAAUCCAAUGCGGUUUUAGUGGGCCAGGCUCUUUCUUUUAGAGUUACCGGCAGUGACCGACGAACCUCAACGUCAUGGAACAUAGUCCCAGCCCAUUGGCAGUUCGGCCAAACUUUCACUGGCAAGAACUUCCGUGUUUAACCGCAAGUUAACAUUUUUACUGUGCUUUUUUUCUUGGAAUUUACAGUUUUAACCUUUGUGGAAGUGUUGGUUUUUCUUUUUUCUUAUGAGACUAAUCUGAUCUGAGCGUAAUUUAAAGCAAGGAUUGGGGGUAUUAUUGGAAAAGUAUUUUGACUGGGGUUGGGUUAUGGUUAAGUGAAAAGUGUAAAGGCUGAAGCGGCUGAAUGAAGAUUGUAAGCCCGCAGUCUUUGUUUUAUAGACCAUUUGAGUGUCACAGAUUUAUUUGUAUUAAUUUCUACUACUAAAAUUAUUAUGAGUGUAAUUUGUGUA